AUGUUUCCACCUCAACAAUCAAUACAGGUCGAUUUGGCAGCUCUGUCCGGCAUCUGCGGCUCCAUCUCCAUCGCCUGUUGGGUGGUCGUCUUCUCUCCCCAGAUCAUCGAGAACUUUAGACGGUCAUCUGCAGAAGGCCUGUCCAUCACUUUUCUGGUCAUCUGGCUGGCUGGAGAUGUGUUCAAUAUUCUUGGAGCCGUCUUGCAGGGCGUCAUUCCUACCAUGUUGAUAUUGGCGAUUUAUUACACCUUGGCCGACAUUGUCCUGAUCGCACAGGUCUUUUAUUACCGUGGCUUCACCUUAAGCGACAAACCUAGCACCACCAACGGGCACGUUGACAAUAUGGACAGCGAGCAUCGUCCACUACUGCAGCCUGACACCCGCACUGCACCGCACUCCCGCGACGAGCCAUCUAAUCCCGAUGACCACCGCCGCAGCUCCGCUGCCUCUGAUAUUCGUCGCCACCUUUCCCAUGUCGAGCACCUGUCGCCCGCAACUCCUAUUCACGACCCUCCCAGAGACAAUGCUGUCGCGCUGCGCAACCUCAAACCCCGAUCGGCUCUACAAGCCGCCCUCCUCAACAUCUUCGCCGUCUUGCUCGUUUGCGCCGCUGGCGUCUUCGGUUGGUGGCUCAGCACCCGGGCUGCAAGCCACAAACACCACCAUCAUCAUCACGAUCACGCCCCAGAAGACGAGAUCCCAGAACCUCUCGAAUUCGACCCCUGGGGCCAGUUCUUCGGCUACCUCUGCGCCGUCUUCUACCUAGGCAGCCGCAUCCCACAAAUCGUGCUCAACUACCGCCGCAAAUCGACCGAAGGCGUGUCUCUCCUCUUCUUCCUCUUCGCCUGCAUCGGCAACCUGACCUACGACAUGAGUAUCUUCGCAUAUGACCCGACGCCAAUGUGCAGCGAGGGCGGCGCCGUUGGCAGGUGCGGGCCUGGUGAAGCAGGCAGCAUCUACGCACGUUAUCUGGCCGUCAACGCGAGUUGGAUCGCGGGAAGUCUGGGCACUUUGCUGCUCGACAUGGGUAUUUUUGUGCAGUUCUUUUUGUACCAGAAGGAUGAGGAUGAGAGUGGUGGGUACGAGGAAAGCGUUGAUGAUGCGGUUGUUGAUGAUACUGCUUGA
Cyphellophora europaea CBS 101466 is the source of this 1125-nucleotide messenger RNA. RefSeq lists its product as uncharacterized. Gene Ontology annotation, cellular component: fungal-type vacuole membrane. Lineage: Eukaryota; Fungi; Ascomycota; Eurotiomycetes; Chaetothyriales; Cyphellophoraceae. The transcript has a single exon. The coding region runs from base 1 to 1125 and encodes 374 amino acids. Gene Ontology annotation, biological process: basic amino acid transmembrane export from vacuole. The record is from RefSeq and is a predicted model, not a curated record.